Molecule: messenger RNA, 1826 nt
Organism: Telopea speciosissima
Lineage: Eukaryota; Viridiplantae; Streptophyta; Magnoliopsida; Proteales; Proteaceae
Product: glycerol kinase-like
Exons: 4
Coding region: 108-1697 (529 amino acids)
Biological process (GO): glycerol metabolic process; glycerol-3-phosphate biosynthetic process; triglyceride metabolic process
Cellular component (GO): mitochondrion
Molecular function (GO): glycerol kinase activity
Source: RefSeq, a predicted model, not a curated record
UCUUCUGGUUUUAACUCUCUUUUCAAUUCUAAAUCUUCUGUGUUUUUUCUGAAAGACCCCUUUGAAGCCCUUCUUUGGAUCGUCUUGUAGAAGAAAGGGUCGAGAAGAUGUUGAAAAAGGAAGCUUUUAUUGGGGCGAUUGAUCAAGGAACAACUAGUACGAGAUUCAUAAUCUAUGAUCAAUCAUAUCAAGUCAUUGGGUCUCACCAGAUGGAGUUCACUCAGUUCUUUCCUCAAGCUGGAUGGGUAGAACACAAUCCGGUGGAGAUUCUGGAGAGCGUGCGGGUUUGUAUGUCGAAAGCUAUUGACAAGGCGACAGAGGAUGGGCACAACUUGGAUAGUGGACUUAAGGCCAUUGGAGUCACGAACCAGAGAGAGACUACGGUUGUCUGGAGUAAAUCCACUGGUCUGCCGCUUUAUAACGCUAUUGUUUGGAUGGAUGUUCGAACCAGUUCUAUUUGCAGGAGAUUAGAGGAACAAUUUCCAGGGGGGAAAUACCAUUUCUUGGAGACAUGUGGACUGCCUAUUAGCACUUAUUUCAGUGCCGUUAAACUUCUGUGGCUUUUAGAAAAUGUUGAUUCUGUUAAGAGAGCCGUGGAAUCAGGAGAUGCUCUGUUUGGGACUAUCGACACUUGGUUGAUCUGGAACCUCACUGGAGGUUCUCAUAGUGUUGACCCAACCCAGAAUACUGUGACCGGUUUACAUGUCACUGAUGUCUCAAAUGCAUCUCGAACGAUGCUCAUGAAUCUCAAGACUCUUGAUUGGGAUACACCCACAUUGGAGACCUUGGGGAUACCCAGUGAAAUCCUUCCCAAGAUUGUUAGCAAUUCUGAAAUCAUUGGAAACGUAGCAGUCGGAUGGCCUACGGCUGGUGUUCCGAUUGCAGGCUGUCUUGGUGACCAACAUGCAGCAAUGGUGGGUCAGGCAUGCCGAAAGGGGGAGGCAAAAAGCACCUAUGGCACAGGUGCAUUCAUACUUCUUAACACUGGUGAGGAGAUUAUUAAAUCAAAUCAUGGUCUCCUGAGCACCAUUGCUUACAAACUUGGACCAAAUGCACCGACGAAUUAUGCUUUAGAGGGCUCCAUUGCGAUUGCCGGAGCUGCAGUUCAGUGGCUCAGAGACAGCCUGGGCAUUAUUCAGACUGCCCCAGAGAUUGAAGAUUUGGCAAACAAAGUUGAUAAUACAGGUGGGAUUUAUUUUGUGCCCGCAUUCAAUGGGUUGUUUGCUCCAUGGUGGAAAGAUGAUGCGAGAGGUGUGUUGGUUGGGAUCACAAGGUUCACAAACAGGUCACACAUUGCUCGAGCUGUUCUUGAGAGUAUUUGUUUUCAGGCAAACGAUGUGUUGGAUUCAAUGCACAAAGAUUCAAAGGAAAAGGCAGGGGUUACUUAUGAGGACUUUUUGCUCAGGGUUGAUGGUGGUGCAUCUGCCAACAAUCUUUUAAUGCAGAUUCAGGCGGAUUUGUUGGGGAGUCCAGUGAUAAGGCCAGGUGAUAUAGAGACGACGGCUCUGGGUGCGGCUUAUGCAGCUGGAUUGGCUGUUGGUGUUUGGACAGAAGAUGAAAUUUUCUCAACAGUGCAGCUGGAAGCAAAAGCAACAACUUUCUAUCCCAAACUGGAAGAGGAACAGAGGAAGAAAAAGGUGGAAUCUUGGUACAAGGCUGUCACAAGAAGUUUUGAGUUGGCCAACCUUUCCCUUUAACUCAUAUUCCCUGCCAUGGCAUAUUUCCCCCCAUUUUAGUGAUAUUUAUUUUUGAAUAAUGUCAAAAUUGGUAGAUUAUGUGAAUUAGACAGUAAUUUUAUCUUCAUCUAGUGAUAUAAGUUGCAUCCC